AUGCCAGCCCUCCGACCGUAUCCUCCCUCCUCAAAACACCUCGUCCUUGACUACUUCAAGGGUCAACGACACCUCGAAAUCUUUGACAAGAUCCUCGAAUACGGCGAUGCGAAGUUUGGCAAGUGUAAUUUUGUCAUUGUCGAGGACAUUGCGAAGGAAGGAGUCGUCACCAAGGCUGUUGACGCUGAGGAUCCAAACGACUUGGUUGAGCCGGCUGUAAAAGGUGCAGUUGGGAUAUCGGAAAGUGUGAGGAAGAUCGUUGAAACGGUGAAAAGGGUGGUCAUCACUUCUUCUAGUUCUGCGCUAGUCAUUUCAGGCGGCAAGCGGAAUACUUUUGAUGAAUCUAAAUGGAAUGCUCGGUCAGGGAUGGUUUUACUAUAG
Marasmius oreades (fairy-ring Marasmius) is the source of this 381-nucleotide messenger RNA. RefSeq lists its product as uncharacterized. The record is from RefSeq and is a predicted model, not a curated record. Lineage: Eukaryota; Fungi; Basidiomycota; Agaricomycetes; Agaricales; Marasmiaceae. The transcript has a single exon. Bases 1 to 381 code for a protein of 126 amino acids.